GGGUGCAGGGAGACGGCGGCCAUUUUGUUUCGUCAGACGCCGCGGCGAGCGAGAGGAAUUUUCUUUAUAGAAUCCAAAGUGUCCCUUUUUUUUACCUUUCGCCAAUCGGUUGGAGCCGUGCAUGUAUUUAUUGUUUUCCUUCGCGUGGUCUCUCGCAUUACUGAGCCGUUUUUACGGUCGGUGGUGGUGCAUUUUUUUAGAAGAAAAUUUUAAAAAAACAGUUUUAAUUUAAAAACACGGGGAUGAGUUCGUUGGACGUACGGAAACUAAAAGUGAACGAGCUCAAGGAGGAGCUGCACAGACGUGGCCUUGACACAAAGGGCCUCAAGGCGGACUUGCAGGAGCGGCUGCAGGCAGCUUUGGACCGUGCCGCUGAGGAGGAACGAGUAGCGGUAGCAGCAGCCGCCGCCGCCGCCGCCGAACAGCAACGACAAGAGGAGGCGGAGAGAUCCCGGUCAGGUAAUGUGUCUGAUAUUCGGGAAGCCUGUUAUGGCAGAGAGCAGAACUCCUUCAUUCAAUGUGAAAACCAAGGUGGUGACAUUGGAAGGCAUGAGCAAGGAAUUGCUGAGAGAACGUUUGAGAAGCCACCCAUCGAGCAAGCAACAGCACCAUUGGGUAACUCAGAAUUGCAACCAGUCGAAGUAAAACAGGUGCAUGUGGAUCAAAGAGACAUCAAACAGGAAAUACAGAUGAACAGAAAGAGACCAUACUCUGAUCAGGGGCAUGGAUAUUAUGAAUACAGAGAGGACAGGAAUUACAGCCGAGCAAAAUCACCCCAGCCACCUGCAGAAGAUGAUGAGGAAGACUUUGAUGAAUCCUGUGUGGCCAUUGAUACCUAUAACUGUGAUCUGCACUUUAAAGUGGCUAGAGACCGCUUGAGUGGCUACCCCUUGACUAUUGAAGGAUUUGCAUAUCUGUGGUCAGGAGCACGAGCAACAUAUGGGGUCAACAAGGGGAAAGUUUGUUUUGAAGUUAAGAUUAAUGAAGAGAUUGCAGUUAAGCAUCUUCCACCAACUGAGCCUGAUCCGCAUGUGGUCCGUGUUGGUUGGUCACUUGAUUCAUGCAGUACCCAAUUAGGUGAGGAAGAAUUCUCGUACGGGUAUGGAGGGACUGCAAAGAAGUCAACAAGCUGCAAGUUUCAGGACUACGGAGAGCGAUUUUCUGAAAAUGAUGUGCUUGGAUGUCUAAUUAAUUUUGAAGCUGGGGAGGAUGUAGAGAUGUCCUUUACAAAGAAUGGAAGGUGGCUUGGUGUGGCAUUCAGAGUCAAGAAAAUGGCUCUUGGUGGGCGACCCUUGUUUCCACAUGUGUUGACAAAGAACUGUGCGAUUGAGUUCAACUUUGGACAGAAGGAACCAUGGUGCAGACUUCCUGAUGGCUUCGUGUACAUUCAACAUGUACCUCUGGAUGAGCGUAUACCAGGCACUUUAGGACCAAAAACCAAGUCAGAGUGUGAGAUCCUGAUGAUGGUUGGCCUGCCUGCAGCUGGGAAGACGACAUGGGCUAUUACACAUGCAGCUCGCCAUCCUUGGAAGAAAUACAACAUCCUUGGAACAAAUGCCAUCAUGGAUAAGAUGAAGGUGAUGGGUCUUCGCCGUCAACGCAAUUAUGCAGGCCGUUGGGAUGUCCUAAUCCAGCAGGCUACUCAGUGCUUGAAUCGCCUCAUCCAGAUUGCUGCUCGCAAGAAACGUAACUACAUACUUGACCAGACAAAUGUUUAUGGAUCAGCACAGAGACGAAAAAUGCGUCCUUUUGAAGGGUUUCAACGCAAGGCUAUUGUAAUUUGUCCCACGGACGCCGAUUUAAAACAACGGACAAUAAAGCGCACUGAUGAGGAAGGAAAGGAUGUUCCUGAUCAUGCAGUUUUAGAAAUGAAAGCGAACUUCACCCUGCCCGAGGCCGACGAGUUCCUGGAUGACGUCACCUAUGUAGAGCUGCAGAAGGAGGAGUCGCUGAAGCUGGUGAGUGAAUACAACGAGGAAGGGAAAAGGGCCGGCCCUCCUCCGGACAAGCGAUUCGACAACCGUGGCUUCCGUGGACGUGGAAACUUCAACCGGUUUGACAAUCGCGGCGGGCAGGCAACACGUGGGUUCACCCGUGGUGGAUUCCGACCAGGCUACAAUCGUGGAAGUAACACGCAGAGCCGUUGGACCAACAGCAGCACCAACAACCGCGGUACCUACAAUCGAACUCCGACCUACAACUCAACCCGCACAGCCACCUACAACAAACCCACUUACAAUCAGAGUCAGCCAGCACCUACGCCAGCAGUACCACCAACAACAACACCGACAACAUAUGCUCAGAGUUACACUCAGGGCUACAGUCAAGCAUACACUCCCAGUUACAGCUACGGAAAUUAUAGCAGCUAUGGGAACUAUAACCAAGCCUACACUCAGCCCCAGACUGCAACGCAACCUUAUGCCCCACAGUACCCCAACCAGUACCAGCAGUAUGCACAGCAGUGGAGCCAAUAUUACCAGAACCAGAGUCAGUGGAACCACUACUAUGGGAACUACAGCUAUGGGAAUUACUCAGGAGGAUCUCAGGGCACUGGGACACAGCAGUAAAACCCAAAUUCUAAAGCUACCGUCACAAAACCCUUUUUUUAAAAAAAAAGAACACAGAAUUAUUCUACUAGCAGUCUGUUGUAUUUAAGAUUUAAAAGCUGCAUCAAGGUGUGAAACACACCAGUUUUCAGUCAUUUUAUUGUGUCGAUAUAGUAGUAGUGAUUGUAAAGUUGAAAAAAUUACAAAGGAGAAGGAAUAAACCGUUUAAAGAUUCUAAGAUGUUUCGUGUAAUGAAGCCUUUUUAGAUUUCUAUGUAACUUUUUACUGUUAAUAAGCUGUUGAUAUUUUGUCAGUAAUUAAUGACAAAAUUUCUUCAAAAUAAUUAGAACCUUGAAUAUGUUAACUUUUUUUAUAUAAUGUAUAACUACUCAUGUGACUUUGCUUGUGCAUUUACGUUGAGUCUGGUUGAAACAGCUUUUUGUAUCUGGGGAAGAUUUAUGACUGAAUGACACACACACACACAGCUUUUUGGUGUUACUGCUGUCAAUAACGUCUUGUAAGAACUUGUGUUUGUGUGAAAUAUAAUUAAGGGCCCAGGGAAUAUUUUUUAUCUCAAUGUUGGGUUUUAGUAUCGCAUCUAUCUUGGGUAACGAACGCUCAGAACUAUCUCUGGACAUGCUUCAGGUCUGGCAACUGUGCUAAUUGUAAAAAGCAGGGAUUCAAAUGAAGAACUAAACACUCCACAUUGUGUACAAACCAAACCAAAUCAUUUUACAAUAUCAUUCAGGCAGUCAAUUUGUUUCACUGCCACUUUGGCUGAUGAACUGAAAAAAAUUGUCUUCCAUCUCCAAAAGCUGACAAACAUAUACUGUUAAUAAAAACAAAUCUGCCUAUCUCUUGGUUUUUGGGUAUGUUUUGCUUCACUUGCUUCACACAGUCUUGGUCCCUGAAGGGAGUAUUGUAUGUAUCUGGUUGGACCUGAAGAAGUGGGUGUGGGGAAAGAGAGCGUGUGGCCGAAUAUCUAUCCUUCCUGAGGUGCUGUGCACGAGGAAGGUAAGUGAAAAUAUUCCAAGACUUGUUGCGACAGCAAAUACAUGGUAACUUUGUAACAUAAGCCUUUUGUCACAAAAUUCCACGGUAGAACUUGUGAUCUCCACGUGUGGAACAAAUUGUCUUUAUUUGAAAUGUUCUAAAUAAGAAAACAAUUUUUGAAAGGCAUGGUUUGUGAGCUGGAGGUGAAUAACUUGAUCCAAAUCUAGACAUAAAAUGCCAACCUAGAUAAAUUUACUCAGAGUUGAUUGGACCAGCAUGAUGGCUGAAUGGCCUCCUGUGCUGUAUUAUUAAAUAAUUAGAAUAUUUAAUUUAAUUGUGUUUACUCCCUGCAUGUUACUUGGUCACUAAGUAUUUUCGACUGAAGUUAGUCAUUAUGGGAUCACGCAUUUCUCUGCAUUUGAGGAUAUUAUUAUCACAGGGAACUGAAUUUCGAACAUUCAAUUUACCUAUUUUUCUCCACUCUCCUGAUAACUUGUCACUUGAGGGAGUAGCUCAAGUAACUUCUAAUAACCUGUUUUGGGCAGGCAUGAUGACAUUCACGGGCUCUUGGUUUGAAAUAAAUAAUAUAGAGGGUUAAAAGUGAUCAAAAAUAUACAGAGAGGGUUCCCCUGGUGAGUGAGAAGAUGCCCACAGUGAGUCGCUGAACUGUAUAGGUUUGCUAGGUCCCAGCUUUGACCCUUGUGAGGGACAUUUUUUUUUUGCUACCUUCACAGCCUAAGUGCAAUAGAUCACAUGCCUGUUCAGAAGCCACUUGACUUUCAGUCCAGAAAUGUAUGUAUUGAAAAUUGGGUGUGAUCGUUGAAUAAUGAAGUGAGCCAAUUCAUAUAACAGUGUAGCCUAGAGCUGCUUGCUUUGGCAGAGGGAGAGAUCUCGUGACUUGGCCCUACUGAGAGGCUGUGUGGAUCAUUUUAUAACAGAUUUUUAAAAUGGUGUUCUGCAAUUUCAGAAUACCUGUUAAUGGAAUACAAGGCUAAUUGGAAAUGGUACUAAAGGCAAAUUAAUUAUAGGAUUACAACAGAAGGUGAGGAGGAGGGGGAAAAAUCUCUUAAAAACUUUCAGAAAUUAUUGUAUACAAGAUGGUGGCCUGCACUGUAGUGACCCACAGACUACUGAUGGUGUGUUUUAUUUCACUUUACAGAUAGCUUACAGAGAUAAGAUUGCAUGUCAUGGGAAAGUGCUUUUUUUUUUGUAAAUUUAAUACUAGUUUUGUGUUGUCACUGAUUCAUAUAGGAAAGCGCUUCUCCAUUCUGAUACAGAGGCAAAAGCCAUUUAUUACAAGAAUAUUUGUUAAGUAGUCCUAGGAAUAAUGUUCACCAAGAUGCCUAUGUCCUACCAGGCUGUCAGUCUAGAGUAAUGCUUCAUAAUGUGCAAACAAUGCUUUCUUUCCCUGUUGAUAAUCUACCAUUUAACUUUACAUUUGGUUAAGUUCAAAAGCUUUUACUUUGUGACUUUGUCAGUACUUUGUUACACUGAAUAAGAUUGAACAAUUAUGUUUAAGCAAAAAAACCAUUAAAAAUGAAUUUUAAACUGA
Molecule: messenger RNA, 5091 nt
Organism: Hemiscyllium ocellatum (epaulette shark)
Lineage: Eukaryota; Metazoa; Chordata; Chondrichthyes; Orectolobiformes; Hemiscylliidae
Product: heterogeneous nuclear ribonucleoprotein U-like protein 1
Exons: 15
Coding region: 243-2567 (774 amino acids)
Molecular function (GO): protein binding
Source: RefSeq, a predicted model, not a curated record